Messenger RNA from Lineus longissimus, 6583 nucleotides. Its product is annotated as E3 ubiquitin-protein ligase SHPRH-like. The transcript is spliced from 23 exons. Gene Ontology annotation, molecular function: ubiquitin protein ligase activity; ATP-dependent chromatin remodeler activity; ATP binding. Gene Ontology annotation, cellular component: nucleus. Gene Ontology annotation, biological process: protein polyubiquitination; DNA damage response. The coding region runs from base 80 to 6322 and encodes 2080 amino acids. Lineage: Eukaryota; Metazoa; Nemertea; Pilidiophora; Heteronemertea; Lineidae. The record is from RefSeq and is a predicted model, not a curated record.
UUGUUCAGAUUUCAUUGUCGUGCUUCUAAAUAAACACUUCUAGGAUAAAACAGAACUGCAGCCGUUCAACAGUCAAAACAUGUCGAAGAGAAAGAAGGCCCCACCUAAAAAGGUGGAUGAAGAGAAACGGAAUCGCCUGACAUGGAACAUGGGAGAUGGUGACAGAAGUCUUCAGAUCAUUGAAGAUGAGGACCCAUCAUUGAUAUUUGAGCUACAAAAUGACAGAACUGUCCGCGGAUGGGAUAGUCUGCUUGUACCAAACAGCAGUAAUGGUUAUAGCUCUGUGGCUCCUUCAGCUACCAGUAUAAAUGCAGCAGCUGUUCCUGUUCGUUCAAAGCAAGUUACAGAAAAAACACCUUUGGCACAUGUGGAAGACACCAAAACUACGACCAACAUGGAUGAAGACAGUCAAGACCCAGUGUCAUUGACACUAGUACUGGAACCAAAGAAAGUUUAUGAAAACUACUUGGUGUAUGAGGAUGAUGAACAUUUGAAGCAGGCCUUAAAGAGUUGCCAUGCCAUGCUGGAGGUUCAUUCAUCAAAUAGUAGUAAUUGGCAGUGCAAAGUUGGUAGCUUCAAGAUUUCUCUGUUGCAGCCAAAUGGUGUGGAGUCGAGAAUUGGUCAGUGCAUUAGUGUCCCCGAUGUUGAGAAGUUCUGGAUGUAUGGAAGUGAGAUCCCUGGCUGUAACAUUCUUUAUUAUGAAUUAAGCGCUCAACAGGAUCAGGAGAACACUGGGUUUGUUUGGAAAAAGAAAAAUCCUUUUCUGAACAGAGUGCCACCGAAGUGCCAGAGGAAAGUCCUAUAUUACCUUGCUGACACACAACUGCCAUACGAAAUCCUAGAGAUUGUACACAGUACCCCAAAUCAGAAACAUUUUCGAUUUGUUUGCGAUGGUAAUUUGGACAAGUCUGGUGAGGUCGAGGUUACCAUCUACUUGCAAGAGGCUGGUGUGUCUUCAGUGCAGCAUCCAAGUGAACCACCUAGCAGGAGCCGAGCUGUACAGGACACUUACAAGCUUGUGCAAGCCCUCAUGUCCUACUUCCAUGGUCUUGAACCACCAGUUACUGACUUCACGGGCAAACGAUUCAGUCGAAAGCACGACAUCAAAGACUUCUUCAGAAACAUCAAAGAGAUCCAUGAGAAGACCCCUCCUGAACUCCGCCUUGAUGUUCAGCAUCCUACUUUAAAACCAGUGCUUCGUCCUUAUCAGAAACAAGGUGUCCUGUGGAUGCUGCAGAAUGAGAGGUAUAAUGAUGAGGAAAAGGUUGAGGAUGAGAAGAAGGAAGCUGUGGUUCACCAGCUGUAUGAAGAGGUGACCAUGAGGGAUGGACAGCAUCUUUAUUACAACAAGAGUGGUGGAAUCUUUCUUAAGGAAAAGCCAAAGUCUAUUAUGAAUCCCCCUGGUGGUCUCCUUGCUGAUGAGAUGGGCCUCGGAAAGACCGUGGAGGUGUUAGCCUGUAUGUUACUUAAUCCAAGAAAAGACCUCAACGAACCUGGGUCACCUUGUGCUGUCAAAACGUGGGUCAAGGAUCGAGUGAUAUUGCCGAAAAAAGAGGUCGCACCAAAGGCUGAAGAUGCCAAGGCCAGAGAUCCUUUGGAUGUCGAUACUUGCGAUGUGCCACAAACGACGCGUCCGGAGAUGACACCAAUACCAGUCCCAUUGAUGAAUAAUGAUGUCACCCCUACGAGUUCUCUUCUACCAGGGGAUGGAUCCUUUUUGACAAAAGAGGUGAAGGAGAAAAACCUGCCUGCUUCUGGCUAUGAUGUAGGCUUGUUCAAGGAUUCUAGUCUUGUAAGUGGCGAUGUUGAAGUUACAACAAAACAGACAACGGUCAACAGAAAGCUGAGUGAAGAUAUUGUGCAGGUUGAUAUAGAUGCAAUAGACGACGGCAAUAAAAGUACUAGUGUUCCUUCACCCUUAGUUAUACAGUUGGGACCAACUACAGACUUUGGAAGUAUCGGUGGAACGAGUAUUCUGAAACAAAGUGCUAGUGUGAUGAAGAGUCACGAUGGAGUUUCUGCUAGCUCCUCUGCCCAGGAUCCCAAAGAUAACUUUUCUACCUCAGGUGAAUGCUCUAGUUGUGGUAUUGUGUCAUCAGAUAAAGGAAUGAAGACACAAUCUCCACAAAUAGAAAAACCGAUAAAAGAUGAUUUGGGAGACGGAUCAGACAAACCAAAAGGUAAAUCUGGCGAUGAUGACACGAUACCUUUGGGUGACUCAAUGACCGAGUACAAUCUUGGCGUCUUUGAAGAUGGAAUGAAUGAAUCUAGUCGUUGGGACUUUUGGCUCAAAAGGAAGCAGGUUGUACUUGAAAGACCUAAAAAGUUAGGAGUGUGUGAAAAGGUGGACAUCGCUUUUGAUAAUACCUUGAAUGAUGCUCAAUCUCUAGACUCUAGCAAUGGAUUUGUCAGUAGCGUUUAUGAUAUUCCAUCUAAUUCUGUUGCUAUGGAUUCAUCUGGAUCAUCAUGUGUUCAUGGUAUGGGCUCGUCAGCGAUCAAACAGAAUGCAUCCAAAUUGACAGUGCUGGAAUCAGGUGCUCCGGAUCAGAAACAGGGUAGUAAUAUGUCUUCAGAGUCGAGUGGUCAGACUAUUCCAAGUCAGAGUGAGAAGUGUGAGAGUGCUCAAGCAGAAUCAGUUCAGGGUGUACAGGGUUUAAAUUCUAGUCUUUGUGCUGGGGAAAUGUGUGUGGGAAAUAAUCAGGGUGGUCGGAAACGGAGAAAGAAGAAAGUUAGAUCAAAGUCAAUGCCGCAUGUUCUUGUGGCUACCACAGGUAACAAUGACGAAUCUAUCACUGAGGGAUUGGACAAAGACUGUGAUGGUUUGAAGACUGAAUCUCAUAAAUCUGUGAUAAGUUCAGAAUUGCAAAAAGGUGUCUCUACUGGUUUGGUGGCAGACGUUGUGAAUGGUAGGAAGGGUAAAAGGAAACUACCUGGCGGGACCAAAAAAGGAGUGCUCAAGGCAACAAGGUUUGAAUACUUUGCUCCAGUCGACGAGUUACCAUCUCCGAAGAAAGGCUUCUCUCAAAAGGCAGAACAGAAGGAAUUCUUUGAGUGUGUGUGUGGUCAAAAGGCAACAGACUUUGAUACAAAAUUACGGGUACAGUGCAACAGGUGUGGACUCUGGCAACAUGCAGUAUGUGUGGGAUAUGAUGUGGAGGAUCCUACUCGUGGAGAUUACAAGUGCCCACAUUGCCAUGUGAUAUCUCCACCUGUCCCAUCAGGAGCAACCCUCAUCAUUUCCCCGAAUGCCAUCUGCCACCAGUGGGUCGAAGAAAUCCACAAACACAUAAAUGAGGAGAAGUUAAAAGUCUUUGUCUAUGGCGGUGUCUACAAGCACCGAUUUAUUCAGCCGCAGACCCUGGCCAAUCAUGAUAUUGUUAUCACAACAUACGAGACACUUAGCAAGGAGAUCAAUUAUGUUGACUUGCCUCACAGCAAUAGUGAGAAAGGGAGGCGGUUACGCCAUCCGAAGAGAUUCAUGGCAAUCCCGAGCCCGAUCGUUGCUGUCAAAUGGUGGCGCAUCUGUUUAGACGAGGCUCAGAUGGUCGAGAGUACUACAACCAGAACAGCAGAGAUGGCAUUGCGGCUAAGUGCUGUUAAUAAGUGGUGUGUUACUGGGACACCUAUACAUCAUGAUUUGGCUGACUUGUAUGGCCUGCUACUUUUCCUUGGUGUUGACCCAUACUGGGUGAAACACUGGUGGGAUACACUACUCUACAACCCCUACUGCUAUGGUCAGAAGGAGCCCAUGCAUCAAGCAAUCGCUAAAGUCUUGUGGAGGACGUCCAAGGUCGAUGUUAUCGAACAGCUUGGCCUCCCUACCCAAUCGGAGAAGAUACACUGGCUGAAGUUCUCGCCUAUCGAAGAACAUUUCUAUCGUCAACAGUACGAACACCAUUACAAGCAAGCAACGAAUAUGCUGAUGAAAUGGAGUGAUAAUCGUAAAAAGUUGAGUUCUCUGGACAGGCACACUCUGCAUUGGCUUCUUCACCCCCUUGUCAGUCUACGCCAAGCCUGCUGCCAUCCACAAGCUGUUAGGGGAGCUUUCCUCAAUGUCAACAAAACCACGAUGACAAUGGAGGAGAUCCUCACUCAGCUCACCAAGAAAUCCAAGACUGAAUGUGAAGAGAGCCACAGGCAGAUGGUAGCUGCCAUGAAUGGGAUGGCUGCUAUUCACAUAAUCGAGGAGGAGUAUGUAGAGGCCGUAGAAGUCUACCGUGAUGUCCUUAGAGCCGUCGUUGAAGAUGAAAACAAAAUCAGAACAGAUAAGAUCCAACAACUCCAUACCUUACACAACUUGGAUGAAAUCCUUUCACUCGGAGUCGCGGACGUUGGAAGGACGCUGAGAGAUGACCACCUCAAGCAACAGUGUAAAGAGAUCAAGGAAGAAUAUCUUGCGAAGGCUGUGGCUAGUGUUGUGGUGGCUCAUGAAGCCCUGGAGUCAGUCCAAAAGGACAUACGGGAAGUGUCGGCCGAGCUUGAAGGUGGUGUGAACUGGUGGGCUGAUGUCAUCCAGUAUGCCCUUGCUGCCGACCUUGAUGACGUUCUUGUGGACAGAGUCCGAUCAGAGCUCCAGAACACCAGCAGCCUUGGCAGGGGCAGCCUAGCAUAUAAAUUUCGCAAUGUUAAUGGAAUGGAAUAUGUGUUGAACAUCCUGUUGGAGCAACUGGAGGAAGCCCAUGACAACCUGACUGUUUCUCUGACAGAUUUGGAUGAGGAGCCGACCCCUAACAAUGUCGAGGAAGCUGUCAUCUGCUGCCUCAGGCCUGCAAGGGAAGUCAGGAAGACGUGCUGUUUCUGCAAGGCAGAUGAACUAUUCUCAGUCUACGAGUCAAAGUUGUUCUUGUUCAAGGAACAGCAAGUAUGUGCCAAUGUUCAGGAAGAUGGCAAGUACAGCGUGACCACCAAGCGCCAGGGGACCUGGGCUGACAGCGAGUUGGAGAAGGCCAUCAAGAUUCUGGCGUCGUUCUCAAGACAUAUUGCUGCUGAUGCCAGCCUUUCAGAAUAUGGUAGCAUCCACAUAAAAGUCUUCGAUGCGUUGAAGAAGGAAUUCAAAUGUCUUAGAAACAAGUGGUUAUACCUUCGUGAGCGGAUCUCUGCUAUUGACGAGCUUAAUAUGGCCACGACUCGAUACCGCUUGAGACUGCCGGGAGAGGAACGAUCUAAUCCUCCGCAGCCAAAUGUGCUGCACCCAGUUGAGGUUGACCUAACCAAGAGCAAGCUCAGUGCUGACAAGGCGAUUGCAGAGAGUGAACUGAGGAAGAAGCUUGGCCAGCUGAUCUACUUGAGGAACUUGGAGAAGGCCCAUGAUCAUUUGGAGGGUGGCUCCAAUCCUGAAGCAUGUCCAAUCUGUCAGAAAGAGCUGGGAGAUGAGUGGAGUGUGAUGCGCUGUGGGCACUUCUUCUGCAUGGACUGCAUCCACAUCAUGCUCAACGACUACAGCUCUGGCUUGCGACGAAAGUCCCUGAAAUGUGCUAUAUGUCGUAACAUUUCCCUCCACAGUGAGAUAUCCUAUGUGAGUUUGAAGAAGACUUCUAAUACAGAGGAGGGAGAGGAGUGCUUUCAAGUCAAGGGAGACCAUUCCACAAAAGUGACCGCUGUAGUUCGAUGUCUCAAACAGAUUCAACUCAAUGACCCUGGAGCAAAGGCCCUUGUGUUCUCUACAUGGCAAGAGGUUCUGAACGUCAUCGCCGAAGGCCUACGCCAGAACAACAUUGGUUUCAAGUCCCUUCAUGCUCAGAACAAAUUCCAGGCAAACCUGCACAGUUUUCGUAGUGACGACGAUGUGUCUGUUCUCUUGCUGCCCGUCCACUCUGGGGCGAAUGGUCUCAACUUGAUCGAGGCCACUCAUAUACUCCUUGUAGAACCUGUCCUAAAUCAAGCUCAGGAACUCCAAGCUAUUGGCAGGAUUCACAGGAUUGGACAAACAAAACCAACGUUCGUCCACCGCUUCAUUGUAAAGGCUACGAUUGAAGAGAAAAUGCAUAGUAUGUUGAAAUCCAUCCAGUUGCCGAUCGAUAGUAACAACGAUGAGGAAAGUAAUCUGACCAUUGGGGACUUGUGGUCCCUGUUCUCAAGGAGGGGCAUCGAGCGAGACGAGGAAAGAGAGGGUAGUGACGGUGCUGCUAGGAUUAGCAGACCUGAGCCUAGUGGCGAAUCUAGCAAUCAUUCUUUGCCUGAUGAUGAGGAACAAUCACCAGGCCCUGCAGAAGAAAUUCAAGCAAAUUUGGUUUUUGAAAGGGAACAACCAACAGAAUUGGAUCGCAUUGACGAACAGGCCAUUGACACAAUUCCGUGGGUUGGUGAGCACGUGACUAUUUGAGCUGUGUUGGCAUGACUUUCGAGACUUUGCACAGCUUUAUUGAUUUGAUUGACAGUGUCAAAGUCAGUUGGAACAGGCUGAACUAUUCUGCAAUGCGCUUCCUCCUCUGAGCCUUGCAGUGCUAUGUAAAACAUGAUAGUGAUGAAAAUGAUAAACGUAAUACAUGUAAUAAUGAUUUUACCUGGAAACCUUGGCAUUGAUCUUUUUGAUGAAACAUGAUCAUUCCUGAUAUGAUUCAAUAUCGAUGUGCAAUAAAUAACA